Styela clava is the source of this 7696-nucleotide messenger RNA. RefSeq names its product dedicator of cytokinesis protein 7-like. NCBI's taxonomy places the organism in Eukaryota, Metazoa, Chordata, Ascidiacea, Stolidobranchia, Styelidae. The record is from RefSeq and is a predicted model, not a curated record. Gene Ontology annotation, biological process: small GTPase-mediated signal transduction; positive regulation of GTPase activity. Gene Ontology annotation, molecular function: guanyl-nucleotide exchange factor activity.
AAGGAGUAUCGAAGUAAAUUUAAUAUAAAUUGACUUCAUACUCUCUUUAUCACAGAACUAUAAUGAUGCUAGAAAAUCUAUGAUCUUUACAUUGUUAUUUAUUACUGUAUUAGCAAAAAAUGCAAGCCGGGGAUCGCAGACCGAAAUCGUGGGUGGAGAACACUGAACUUGUGUUCCAACCCAGGCACCAUGCAGGAAGACUGCUCAAAGAUGAUCGAAAGCAAAUUGUUUCUCAGUUUUUUGAACCUGUAUCUUCUGUUGGUUCGUUAUCUGACAGUACCAAUGCGAUUUCUAUGCCAACUAUGUGGUAUGACACUGUGGAAAUCAGUGAUUUUGAACGCCAGAUUGUAGGCCAGCAAGAUACUACUGCGGAUGCACCUGAAUUAAUAAGAAACUUAUCAGAGUUUCCUAUUGAUGAUGUAGAAGUUAAGGAAGUACAAAGAGAAUGCCGUACUGUAAACUCUGUCAAACUAGAAGAGGAAAAUGUUGACUCUCAUGUUAUUAAUUGUUUCAAUUCAUUUACUGACGAUUGGUCUGUUUAUACUCGUAAGUAUGCACACCUUGGUUCAGGUACUCUAGCAUAUAAUGAAGAAAAAUCUUCUGUAAGCAUCAAGGCAUUACCAAAGCAAUUAUAUGAAGGUGAAUUUGUGGAAGAGACGAAUGAAGUAUCUCCUGGAGCAGAUCCAGAAGGGGGAGCAAGAGGUAGUUGGUCAAGUAAUCAAGAUAUGAAAAAUUCUCAGUCCGAUCCAAUGUUAGAGUCUGUUUUGGAAGGCAAUCCACAAGAAGAAGUAGAUAGUUUAAAUCGUGAAAGAAGAAACAAAGACCGGUUGCCUAGUCUUUUUGCUUUGUAUCACCCACCUACACAAUCAACCACAUCAAUUCAACAAUCAGCAGUAGGUGGCCCAGGAGAUGACAGUGAUUUCCCUAUUGAAAAACGACAUGUACCCCCAGCACCAGAGGAGCAUUUAGGAUAUCGUUUGCUUGUAAAAUGCCUCAAUCUUGAAAUGGAUGUGGAGAUUGAGCCUAUAUUUGCUUGUGUUGCAUUAUAUGACACCAAAUACAAGAAAAAGAUUUCGGAGAAUUUUUACUUCGAUCUAAAUUCUGAAGCAAUGAACAAAUUGAUCAAGAAUGAUGGCGUACCACCGUCCAUCCCUACAUUGGCUCGAUCAGCAAUAUUUUCAUUGACCAGCCCAUCCAAGGAUGUUUUUAUUGUUAUUCGUCUUGAAAAAGUUUUGCAACAGGGAGAGAUUGUGAACUGUGCGGAGCCGUAUAUGAAAGAUGCAACUGAUAAAGUGCGUGAAAAGGCGAAGCAAUCAUCAAAAUGGUUUUGCGAACGUUUGGGAAAAUACAGAAUGCCUUUUGCGUGGACUGCAAUACAUCUUAUGAACAUUGUGGGUAGUGCGACAAACUUGAAACCGAUGCAAGAAACAACUUCGAGUGCAUUUUCUGGCCAAAACGCAGAAGAAGGAAAAUCUAGUGGAUCUCUUGACUCUAAUAUGCAGAAAAGAUCACUGAAACACACAGUUUCUGGACAGCAAGAUUUGUCAGAAACGCAACAGCAAAUGCUCACAACUUUCAAACCAGUUACUUUGACCGUUUCAAGUGUGUUUAAACAAGAAAGUGAUAAACUGAAAGAUGAAGAUUUGUUCAAGUUCCUGGUUGAUUUGAAAAGGCCUUCAAGUAUGCUAAAAAAAUUGAAGCUGAUUCCAGCUUUACUUAAGUUAGAUGUAUCUCCUUGCCCACCAAAUUUUCCAUACUGUAUCACCCCAGACUUGCACAGAUUAAAACCAUACCCUGAUCAACGAGGUCGUCCCAGUAGAGAAAUUAAGGAGUUUUCUCCAAAAGAGGUUUAUGUUCCCAAUCUGACAUACUGCAAUCUUAUGUAUGUAUACCCACUAAAUGUUAACUUCACUAAUAGACAAGGUCAUGUUCGAAAUAUUGCUGUGAAGGUUCAACUACUGUGUGGAGAAGAAGCUAACAGCGUAUUGCCAGCAAUUUUUGGAAAGUCCAACUGUGCAGACUUUACCACUGAAGCAUAUACUGCCAUUACUUAUCACAUCAAAAAUCCGGAUUAUUAUGAAGAAAUCAAAAUUAAACUCCCUGCAAAAAUAACAGAAAAACAUCACCUUCUGUUUACUUUUUAUCACAUCAGUUGUCAGAAAAAGCAGGAUCUUACACCCAUUGAGACAAUUGUUGGCCACACUUGGAUGCCAUUACUUCAUAAUGGUCACCUUCAUGUUGGAGAUUUGUCAUUGCCAGUGUCAAUGGACAAGUUACCUUCCAAUUAUACUCUUCUUUCACCAGAGUCUAACAUCCCAGGAGUCAAAUGGGUAGAUGGACGAAAACCAGUGUUCAGUCUAUCUGUGAAAUGCAUUUCUACAGUUCAUACCAUGGAUCGCCAUUUGGAUAGUUUUUUCACUGUUUGCAAUGUCAUAGACAAAGGUGCAAUCGGUAGAACAGAGGAUGUUGAAAAGCGCUUGGCGAAUUGCAUGCGGGAUGUUGCUAAGGAUGCUAAACUUGAACCGCUCGUUCACUUCCUUCAUGUUAUCUUGAAUAAGUUUGUUCAGUUACUGGUCAGGCCUCCCGUCAUCAAUGGCCACGUCAUAAACCUUGGAACAACAUGUUUCGAAUCUUUAGCUUUGCUAUCAGUCAGACUUCAUCAAUCACUGGAAUUUGAUGUGAAUGAACAUGGCCAAAGCAAUUUGCUUCAUUCUUAUGCCAGUUAUGUUUUCAAUCCCAAUACUUUGCUGUCUCAAACAGAAUCUGAAGGUACUGAAACAUUGGGAGCAUUAGGUGGCAGUCAUUAUGCCACUAUGACUCGUCCAGUACAGAGAACACGCCCUGCAAUGAGUCCUGCAACAUUUCAUUUAAGCAGCAGUAAUCCAGAUCUCACAACUCCACCGGCAACACCAGAUGAGCCACCUCCAGAUGAUCCUGCUCGAUUUUUAAGAUUCUCCAGCUCUCGUGCAUCUCUUAUGGAACAACCAUCAACUACUAAAAAUCUUGAAAGCACGGGUGUGCGCUCUAUAACUCGCAAAGUAUUUCAUGAAGAACUGGCAUUGCUUUGGGUUGUAUCCACAGCACAUAUCAGAGAAAAAUCUUUCAAGCAUCCUUGGUUUUUUUUUGAUUUGAUGACAAAAUCAAUGGUCCAAAAUUUGAAGCUUACAGAUGGAUUUGAAAUGACUCGUUCUAUGAGAUUUCCAGCAAGAUAUGUGGAUGAUUUAACCAGACUUAUUCACAUGGUCACAACGGAGAUAAUCAAUAGCUAUAGUAAGGAUUAUGAUUUCGCAGAAAGGCUCAAUUUGAGCCUUGCAUUUUUUUUCAAUGAUUUGCUAUCAAUAAUGGAUAGAGGCUUUGUAUUCAGCUUGCUUCAAACUUACGCUCAGCAAAUGGGCAUGAGAAUCUACAGUUUGCAAAGUCCAGCUUCUCUGUUGAACCUUCGCCUUACUUUGAUACGGGUUGUUGCAAGUCAUGAGCAUUAUAUUACAAUGAAUUUGCCUUUUGCAAUGGCUCCCAGUCCAUCUUCUCCCACUCCAAGUGUCGCUUCUACAACAUCAUCUAUAAUUUCAAGUGGAACAACCCAUAUCAGCUCACAAUACGAGUUAUCUGAUGCAUUUAUUCAGCGACAUUACCUUGCUGGAAUCAUUCUGUCCGAUAUUCAAACUACAAUUGAUAUGAUUGAAACAGCAUCAGUCACUGGUUCACAACUUUAUGCUGUGACUACUUUGAGAAAUUUGAUGAUCAGUCAUGAUAUGGAUCCCAGGCUUAAGGAAAACCCAGUGGUAAAAGAGAAAAUAGCAGCAUUGUACAUGCCUUUGAUGUUGAUUGCAAUCAAGGCUUUGCCAUAUUUGUACCAGUUUAGCUCAGAUGCAUCAGGGGAUUCCGGAGAUCCUGGUAUUAUCAGUCAAAGUGUGGCAAAUGCAAUUGCAACUGCUUCACCAAUGGUUCUUUCUAGGACUACGUCUCAACAUGUACCUUUGAAUUCUGGAAUACUGAGUGCAGAAUGCACAAGAAACUUACUUCUUUGUGUUUCUUGGCUUAUUAAAAACAUAUCAAAACAGACCAUCAGGCAUCUGUUUUCAGGACUAUCUACAUUGCAUACAAACAGUCUCCUGGAUCUGUUAUAUUUAUCAAUAUCUUGUUUUGAAUAUAAAGUACCCAGAUCUUCUCGAUUAACUCGCAGUGAUUCGUCUCGUUCUUCAGUUUCUAGGAAAAAAGACAAGAUGUCUCGACUUGAAGAUGCUAUUCUUGGGGGUGCAGCUUCAGCAAGACGUGAAAUGUUGAUGCGGCGUCGCAAUGAAAAAGGUGGAUCGACUUCAAUGCCUAGAGAUUUUGAACGAGGACUUAGAUGGCACAAGGACCGCACUGAGUGGAAACAGGAUAAAGGAUUAGGCGAUAAAAAUAGUGAAGAUAAUGCUGUUGCGAAUGCAAAUUUUGCUGCUGAAUCCACUUUAAUCGUUCUUGAUACUCUUGAAAUGAUAUUAGAAACUGCAUCGGAAAUGGGAAGUGUGCCGGCCAUACUUUCAUCAUGCCUGCGUACUCUAUUGCACUGCGUUGGUACGAACCAGAGUACAAAAGUAUAUGAUAACAUAUUUGCCACACAGAGAUCAAUUGUUGCAAAGUUUCCUGAACUUGUAUUUGAAGAAGAGGUGGAACAAUUACCAGACCUUUGUCUUUGCUUAUUGCAGAGGUGUAGUAGCAGUGUUUCUUCUAUUCGAUCACAAGCUGCUGCCUCUCUAUAUCUUCUAAUGCGCCAUAAUUUUUCGAUUGGUAAUUCAUUUGCUCGUGUCAAGAUGCAAAUCACCACGUCACUCUCUUCAUUGGUAGGAAUGUCAGCCCUUGAAAAUUUUGAUGAAGAAUACCUCCGACGAUCUCUACAAACUGUUUUAACUUAUGCAAAAACGGACAAGGACAUGAAAUCAACAUCUUUCCCUGAGCAAGUUCAAGACAUGAUUUUCAAUUUCCACAUGAUUUUAUCAGAUACAGUCAAGAUGAAAGAACAUAAAGAGGAUCCUGAGAUGUUAAUAGAUUUGAUGUAUAGAAUUGCUAAGGGAUAUCAAAAUAGUCCAGAUUUACGGAUGACAUGGUUACAGAACAUGGCGAAGCAGCAUUCUGAGAGAAAAAAUCAUGCUGAAUCUGGCAUGUGUAUUCUACACAGUGCUGCCCUUGUUGCUGAAUACAUUGGCAUGAUAGAAGAAACAUCGUAUUUGCCAAUUGGCUGUGUCGAUUUUCAACAUAUUUCAAUUAAUAUUCUGGAAGAAAGUGCUGUUUCCGAUGAUGUUGUAUCGCCCCAUGAAGAUGAAGUUUGCACUGAAAAAUACUUUUCGACACUUGGUCUUGUUGGGCUGCUAGAGCAAGCAGCAUAUGCAUUUGAUCUAGCAGGAUUGUAUGAAGUUACAAACAAGCUUUACAAGCUGCUAAUCCCUGUUUAUGAAGAGUUCCACGAAUAUAAAAAGUUGUCAGAUAUACACACAAAAUUGAGUAACUGUUUUACAAAAAUCAGCAGCCAAGUUGGAAAACGAAUGUUUGGGACAUACUUUCGCGUAGGAUUUUAUGGUUCGUUAUUUGGCGAUCUUAAUGGAGAACAGUUCAUUUAUAAAGAGCCGUCAAUCACAAAGCUGCCAGAAAUAUCUUAUAGAUUGGAGACAUUUUAUGGCCAAUGCUUUGGACCAAGCAAUGUGGAAGUUUUGAAAGAUUCAAAUCAGGUGGAAACUUCUAAAUUAGACCCAAGUAAAGCAUAUAUACAAAUCACAUAUGUUGAUCCCUUCUUUCACAAAUGGGAGGAGAACAGAAGAACGACAUAUUUCGAAAGGAAUUUUAAUAUCAACACAUUCGUUUAUGCGACACCAUACACUCUGGAUGGCAAAGCACAUGGGUCUAUUAAAGAUCAAUAUAAAAGGAAAGUAUUUUUGCAAGUGUCUCAAACAUUUCCAUAUGUGCGGACAAGACUGAGCGUUGUGAAAAAAUGGGAGACUGUAUUAACUCCACUAGAGACAGCAUGUGAAGAUGUACAAAGAAAAACCACACAAUUACUACUCGCUGCUGAGCAACAGGAAACUGACGUCAGGAUGUUGCAGGUAAAUCUUCAAGGUUCAUUGUUGACCACUGUGAAUCAAGGACCGAUGGAAGUAGCUCAAACAUUCUUAACCAGCAUACCAGAGGAUUCCAAAAUGUGGGUGCCCUAUAACCGACUCAGGCUUGCAUUUAGGAAGUUUCUUUAUGCUUGUUCAGUCGCACUCAAGAAAAACAAGCAGUUGAUUGGUCCUGAUCAAAAAGAAUAUCAACGAGAACUCGAACGAAAUUACAAUCGCAUGACAGACGAACUGAAGCCAAUGAUUAACAAUCUUAGAGUUAUGCAGCUCAUUAGAGAUGCUACUCCGGAGCAACUUGACUUGUAAAAAAAGAAGAUAAUUCAUUAACUAGAUGAAUUGUUAUAACAAUGUGUCUCGAUGUUAAAGCUGCUAUCCAACUAUCAGUCACAUGUUUUACAGAAUUUAUGCCAUGUUUUGCCAGAUAACAUAUUACUCCAGAUCUCUGUCACCCCUAUAUAUCUUAUUAUGUUUAGAAAUUAUUACCAUUUCAGUUUUUUUUUAAAUAGAAAUGCAAGGUUUUCUUUAUAUUCUGAAAUGUUUAUGGGAUCGGCUUAUCAAUUUUGAAACAAUGCGAGCUUUUCAUAGUUUGGAUUUCUGUAUAUUUGAUGAUGAUUUAAAUCUUGAAAACCAGUGUUGAUAGGAAUAUUAUGUUUCUUUGACAUGUUAAAUAAUGUUUUAUGCUACUUUCUAUACCAUGUUAUUACUAUUUGGAGCUUAUAUGUCAUGUAAUUAAAUUCAAGCAAUCAUUUUUUUUAUUGUUUUUUUCUUGAUGGUUAGAAACUGUAUUAUUGUGUACACAUUUAAUUAUCCAGCAUAAAUUUAAAUAAUUUCAAGCAGAAAAAGUUUUUGCACAAUGUUAAACAUUUUAGGAAUUAAGUGUAUUUUUUUAUUCUGUUGACAUGAUGACAUUUUCCUGCCACCAUAGUCAUACACAUUCUUUUUUUAUUCUCAAGUUUUUAUUCUUUCCCAAGUUCCAUUCAUUUUCCUGCUUGUGUGAUUUUUAAUUCAUUUCUCGACUGAAGGUGAGCAUUGUAUGCGUUUAAGUUCCCAGCUUUAUUAUUAUUUUUUUUCUAAAAACAAUCAUGCUUUCAUGUCAACAUUUUGUUUUCUUCUUUGAACUGUCACCAAAGUCACCACACAGUUAGAACGUACACUAAAUUUCAAUGCCAUGAGUUGUGCCACAAUGGGUUAGCAUUUGCCAAGCUUUGUCAAUACUCACAGUUUAGCUAACCUCUAUGUUAAUGAUAAGAGCAAACAUAUUAAUUUAGAAUUUACAUUGAAUCAAUUGGUGGUAUUAUAUUACAACUACAAGUAUACUCUGUAGUUGCCAUGUUGUCUUCAUGACACUAUUGUAUACAAAUGAGAUGCCCAUGAUUUAUAUUUAAUGAUAAUUUUUUUGUGUUAUUGUAUGUUUUAAAUUUGAUGUGUUAUUUACUUAUUUUUUCAUAUUCACGUAAACUGCUCUAGGCUGUGUCCUGCUGUUUGUCUGUCUGUCUGACAAAGCCUUUCAUUGAUAUCAUGUUAUUCUGGAUCUAUUAUAAAUCAGAAAAUUGUUAAACGGAAUAUAUUGUGCAAUGAAAUAAAGAGAAUUUUUUAUUCGUUUA